This is a messenger RNA of Lycium ferocissimum, 1336 nucleotides long. Its product is annotated as peroxidase 5-like. Gene Ontology annotation, molecular function: peroxidase activity; heme binding. The record is from RefSeq and is a predicted model, not a curated record. The transcript is spliced from 2 exons. The coding region runs from base 120 to 1124 and encodes 334 amino acids. Gene Ontology annotation, cellular component: plant-type cell wall; plasmodesma. NCBI's taxonomy places the organism in Eukaryota, Viridiplantae, Streptophyta, Magnoliopsida, Solanales, Solanaceae. Gene Ontology annotation, biological process: hydrogen peroxide catabolic process; response to oxidative stress.
ACUAAGGCAUAUUGGAAACUAUAAAUGAUCCAUGGUGUUUCAUAAAUUAUGCAUCACUUGAUUAGAGCUAUUGAGGAAAAAAAAGCCAUAGUAGCUAGCUGCUCUUGAGCCACAAAAAAAUGGAUUCCAAGAGCUUAAAUUGUUCUGUUAUUGCACUUGUUUCUUGCUUGAUUUUAUCUCUUUCAGUCUCAUCCGUGGCCAAACGACCACCCUCCUGUCCGCUGAAAGUAGGUUACUAUUACCAUACUUGUCCCUCUGCUGAAGCCAUUGUGAAAAACGUUGUGUACAAAGCCGUUUCUCGUAAUCCUGGCAUAGCUGCUGGCCUCAUUAGGUUGCAUUUUCAUGACUGCUUCGUGAGGGGAUGUGAUGCAUCUGUGCUGUUGGAUGGGCCGAAUUCAGAAAAGGAAAGCAUAGCAAACAAAAACAGUUUACGAGGCUUUGAGGUGAUUGAUGCAGCUAAAAAGCAGCUCGAGGCUGCAUGCCCUGGAACAGUCUCGUGUGCAGACAUUCUUGCCUUUGCUGCUCGGGACAGUUCCUACAAAGUUGGGAAAAUAAACUAUGAUGUCCAAGCAGGACGUCGUGAUGGGCGUGUUUCUAUCAAGGACGAGGCCUUGGCCAAUCUUCCCUCUCCGUUUGUCGGUGUCAAGGAACUAAUCAAGAACUUUGCAAGAAAAGGGAUGUCAGCUGAUGAAAUGGUGACACUCUCUGGUGCACAUUCUAUUGGUAUUGCUCACUGUGCUGUUUUCGCGAGCCGAUUAUACCCUCAAAACAAGCAACAAAAUCUGCCAAUUGAUCCCGAAUACGCGAGGAUGUUAAAGUCCAUUUGUCCACCAGAAGCACUUACAAAUGGAACAGGAGUAGCUAAUCCUGCUAAUCUUGAUGUUCUAACACCCAACAAAUUGGAUAACAGAUAUUACAUGGAUUUGAAGAGUAAGAAGGGACUUUUAGUUUCUGAUCAAACAUUGAUGAGUGAUCCUAAAACCGCUAAAAUGGUGAACUUUAACGCGAGGUAUGGUCGCGUGUGGGGUAAGAAAUAUGCGGAGGCUAUGGUGCAUAUGGGUACUUUGGACGUCCUCACGGGGCGGAAGGGUGAGAUCAGGAAGAACUGCCAUUUUGUGAACUAACUGUGUGUCAUUGGGAGAUCAUAGCUUGCCAUGUUGUGAACUAAUUUGUCAUUCUUUUUGCUUUAUGAGUUUUGUAAAAGCUUCUAGAACUAUUUCAAUUUUCAUUUUAUUGUUUUUGUGAGGUGUAAGCAUCCUAAAUAGUGAGAAUGGUUCAAUCUUUGUUGAAUUGUUACACAUGAAUCUUCUUAAUAAACUUUGUUCAUGAUUGAGAG